This is a messenger RNA of Exaiptasia diaphana, 2396 nucleotides long. Its product is annotated as Kv channel-interacting protein 2. The record is from RefSeq and is a predicted model, not a curated record. The transcript is spliced from 9 exons. The coding region runs from base 1003 to 1686 and encodes 227 amino acids. NCBI's taxonomy places the organism in Eukaryota, Metazoa, Cnidaria, Anthozoa, Actiniaria, Aiptasiidae. Gene Ontology annotation, molecular function: calcium ion binding.
UUGCAAUCGCAACAAAACCUUUCAAAUCGUUCUUUGUAUAAUUAUUAGUUUAACGCCCUCAAUUAAAGGGGCCGGCGGUGUCUUACAUAUUUCGAUUAUAUCUUUACGCGGCACAAAUUGCAUUUCAAUGUGGACCCAUUUCGCUUUAACGCCUAAAGCAAUUGCCCUUUGUAGACAUGUCGGCUCAUGGACAAAAUAAAAAGAGUGCUCUGUACUUAUGUAAUGUAUUACAUUAUAUCCAUUGCUUUGUUGAGGAAGAGCCCUAAAGCUAAAAUUAAAAAAAAAAAAAAACUAAAAAAAAGCUGAAAUGGUUUUUAAAAUAUUUCCGUUAUACAAACCAUCAACACUGAAGUCCUGUAUAUUUCUCGCAGCUGAAUAUUCAAAAAUAUGACAGAUAGAUGUGUGUUUGUGUGAAUAAUCUUUGUUCUCGUCUUUUGUAAUAAUGUUUGGCUUUCCGAUACAAUUAAAUAUAGCGAGACUUCAAAACCACAAUGUAUGAUUAUCUUUAAACUAAAAAUACGAUUAACGUUUAAAAAUAGAUAAAAUACCGAUACAUAGAAUAUAUGAUCAUUUUUGGAACCGACAAACGAAUAUAAAAAGUAACGGCUUAAAGAAGACUUAUAGAGCUUCUAAAAUGUCCCUAAAAUGACCGGAGAUAGACUGAAACAUGGGUGUCAAAUUAGGGACUUGUGUUUAAAUGUUUAAAUAUUUAAUAGUAAUAGACCACUAGAUUAUGUAAUCCAUGCCUUUACACAAAUCCUUCCAAAUCGAAUAUAUACUAAACAUCAUAGCAGUACGAUAGUCUAAAGUGAUGAAAUAACGAAUAAAAAACAAACCGAAAUUGUGCGAUUUAAAUCGMAAAAAAGACGAUACUAGAAAUGCAAAAACAUGCGGUCAUACUCAUGACGCAGGCGCAUUAGCAUGCACCUGUUUUGUUUUCAAUCGCUUCGGCAAACUCUUACGGCAUGAUUGUGGRUUUGAAGCGAUCGUGAUCUAAAUAAUAUGGGACAAGAUUUAGGGAAAACAAGCCGUCUCCUAAGUAUCAGGCGAAAGGGAAGAUGCCCUCCUGAACAAGCUCGUUUCAAAGGAGCGGAGUUGCAAUCUACAGACGAGAUUCAAUAUGUUACUCACAAUGGAAAUCGCCUUGAUGGUCUUGAAGACCUGCUACAGCACACAAAGUUUACAAGACAAGAAUUACAACGAAUGUAUAGAGGUUUUAAAAAUGAAUGCACAAAUGGCUUAGUAGACCGUGAUACAUUCAAGAAAAUAUAUGCUCAGUUCUUCCCUUAUGGAGAUUCUAGUCAAUAUGCCAACUUACUAUUCAACGUCUUUGAUCAAAACAAGAAUGGGAGGAUUUCCUUUGAGGAUUUUGUUCUCGGACUAUCUGUGUCGCUCCAUGGUACUUUAGAUGAGAAAAUGAAAUGGGCCUUUCAGCUGUACGACUUGGACGGUGAUGGAGUUAUAACAAGAGAGGAGCUUGCGACAGUAGUUCACUCCGUGCAUUGCAUGAUGGGCGARGCCUUAUCAUCUGGAGAAGAGUGUAGUGUUCAAGAACAAGUCGAGAGAUUAUUUGCGCUUAUGGAUACGAACGAAGAUGGCGUUAUUACAGAAGAUGAGUUCAUUGAAGGAUGCAAAAAGGACGAAUCAAUAAAACAAAGCCUUGCUGUGCUAUCUUCAACCCGAUAAUUCAAUGGAAAAAUGGMAAAAUUAUACAUUCUGCAUUUCCGUUCCUGCUUUACAUCUGCGUCGGUGCAUUUGAUAACCAACUCUUCAUUUUUAUGAAGAUCAAAMCAAACAUUCCUUUUUGAGAAUAUCUUUAUGUAUAGAAUUAUUGGCGUGUUUUGUUCACGACCAGUGCGCUUGUGAUAAAGAACACUACAUAACUGAUAGACAUAAUGCAACUACUCUUCUGUUGUCUGGAGCUGUCACUCACAAUAUUGAAGUUUCUCUGGCUGAGGACGUAUUGGCGCCAUGGUGUACCAUGAAGCGUGAGCCAUGGAUCUUAUUUAGUCGCGUGGCUAUUAUUCGUGCUGCCAGUCCAGGUUURGUCGGAGACCAUUGGGCAAAAACUGCCAAGCCAAAGAUUGCACUUCCUGGAGAAGUGUGCGCUGAGACAGUGUCAGCUAUAGGAUGAGAAUCAAAAGACUUGUGUAAAUAUUUCUUUAAUUCUAUACUGCGACUUGGCAGUGCAGUUUCAAAACUAAUAUAUGAAAAAUGAACUAUAUUGAUUGAGAAUGUCKUUGUAUAAUAGAAUUAUUUCAAAUCUUUUCUGAUUGCCAAACGCUUAAAUAUCUGCAUGAAUAGAAAUACUAAUAUAAAAAUACAACAUGCAGAACAGUUUGUAAGAGUACCUGUGAUUUUUACUUGCUCAAAUAUAGAUUAUUGCCAAAUCUAGA